Molecule: messenger RNA, 4049 nt
Organism: Candidula unifasciata
Lineage: Eukaryota; Metazoa; Mollusca; Gastropoda; Stylommatophora; Geomitridae
Source: the annotation of a GenBank genome assembly
AUGUUUGGUUCACUUUUAUGUCUCUCAAAAGAUAACUUUGAAACGGUUAUUUUUGCGACUGUGGCACAGGAUGUUUCAAAAUGGAAGAAAGGAUUCAUUGUUGUUAAUUUCAAAACAGGCCUUAAAGAUGUUUUCAACUCUGGUUCCAGUGAUGUAUACGUGAUGGCUGAAACAACAGCUUUCUUCGAAUCUUACUGCCAUGUCCUUGAAGGCCUACAAGAGAUGGUAACAAAACUACCACUACAAGAUUAUAUCGUCCACUGUAAGACAGAAUUAAAACCGCCUGCUUACUUGUUACCCUCUGGUGGAGUUUGUCAAGUGCCUCUUUACGAUCUAUCAUGUCUAAGAAAAAUCAAACUGAUGUGUACGGUUCCUGUACUAACCACAAGCAAAUGGCCAAGAGCCGAUGAGAUGUGUUUGAAUGAAUCCCAGAGAGAGGCUGCUCAGUUAGCACUGACCAAAGAGUUGGCGAUCAUUCAAGGACCUCCGGGUACAGGGAAAACAUAUGUAGGUCUCAAAGUGAUGCAGGUGUUGUUAGAGAAUAAGCAUAUUGUGACUGGAAGCUGUGACCCUAUCCUUGUCGUCUGCUACACAAAUCAUGCCCUUGACCAGUUCCUGGAAGGGGUUCUGACUUUUUGUCCUGAUGGCGUCGUGCGUGUUGGUGGCCAGAGCAAAUCAGAAAAACUGAAUAAAUUCAACCUGCGAAUUCUAAGGAAAAACUGGAAAAAAGAAAAUUUUCGCAAAAACAGAAAAAAUGUGUUUGACAAACGGAACAUGAAUGAGAUUUCUGACAAAAUAUAUAAACUUAAUGAGACGAUGGAGUUACUGCAAAUAGAUAUCACAACAGAGCAUACUUUACAUAGUCAUAUGAGAGCCAUACAUCGAAAUUCCCUACUUUAUGAAAGUGCCAAAUUAAAGAUUGGAGAAUCCCCAAUACAUGCUUGGCUUACAACUUCCAAUCAGACAACUGAAACAUUACUUUCUCAGAUGGUCAAGCAACAUCUGGUUAUACUUAUUUUGGAAAUGAAAGAAGGGACGAAAUUGCCUAAGCUGUCACAAAGCAUGAACAUAGUUCAGAGAGCAAAUUUCUACUGCUAUCAUUUAAGAAUGUAUGAACAUGGUUACAAGUGCGAAAUGCAACGGCUCUCAGAUCAGAGGCCAACAGAAGUCAAUAGAAACAGAUUGUAUGAAAUCGAAUACUGGCUAAAAAUGGCAGGUACACAAAUACUACCAGACCAUCAGCUACGAUUAUUUUUGCAUGAAGAUGAUUAUAAACAGCUUUGCGAUGUGAAAGAUAGAUGUGAUAACAUGAUUGAAAACUGGCUUCUGAGACCAGAGCGAAGUCUUCAUCAACAGUUGGAUGAUGUUCAGAGGCUUACAAAUGUAAGCGGUCAUCAAAGAGAGGAUCAUGAUUCACUGGGUCCUGAUUAUGUGUUCAUAAAAGAACAAAAUGAUCGCAUGAUUGACGUUGAUUUCAUUCACCGUGACAGAAUUGGCGCUCGUGUAAAAAAUGCUGUCAACAGUUUGACGUCUGCCGUGAAGAGAGCUGAAGCACUUGGCAUUAGAGACGAUGUUUUGCCAGAGAAGGAUUUGGACUCCCAUGAGUGGACAACUGUGUCGAAGGGUAAAUUAAAUUUGAGAGCCAUGCACAGAAGGCUCCGGUUCAUUAAACCAAUGACAGAAGAAGAAGAGGACAAUGUGAAAUCUGUGUGGAAUUUAGAGCUGGAUAAAAGGUUCGCACUGUACAAUUUGUGGGUGCACAGAUACAAACAGGAUCUUACUGAGCAAAUGGAAGAACUUAUCUUCGAAUAUGAAUCUGAACAAGAGAAACAGAAAAAUGUCGAAAAUCAGGAAACAUUAAGUUUGUUACGUGGAGCUAAAAUAAUUGGAAUGACAACUUCUGGAGCCGCCAGACUCAGGGGUGUCCUACAAGCUGUAGGCUGUAGAAUUAUAGUUGUUGAAGAAGCAGCUGAAGUCUUGGAAUCUCACAUUGUGACAUCUCUCAACGAAAACUGCAAACAUCUCAUCUUAAUCGGGGAUCAUCAACAGCUGCGACCCAAUCCAACAGUCUACCAGCUAGCCAAAGACUUUGGUCUUGAAAUCUCCUUGUUUGAGAGGCUCAUUAAGAACAACGUGCCACAUGUAAUGUUGAAAGAGCAGCACAGAAUGCGCCCAGAGAUUUCUCAAAUAGUGCGUCACAUCUACCCAGAUCUUAAAGAUCAUUCAUCUGUUGAAAGGUACGAACACAUUCGUGGCGUAUCAAAGAAUAUUUUCUUUAUUCAACACGAGCAAGAAGAAACACAUUUGGAACACUCAAUGAGCAAAGCAAACACACACGAGGCAAGGUUCCUUGUAGCCUUUUGCAAGUUUCUGUUAAAGCAAGAAUACAGUAAAUCCCAGAUUACAAUCCUAGCAACAUAUUCGGGUCAGGUUUUUGAAAUCAGAAAGGUGAUGAAGGAAGAGAAAAUUGAUCCCCCACUUUUGGUGACAUCCGUUGACAACUAUCAGGGUGAGGAAAAUGAUAUCGUUCUUUUGUCUCUUGUCCGAAGCAAUGAUAAAAAUCAAGUUGGUUUUCUCAAAGUGGACAACAGAGUCUGUGUGGCUUUGUCAAGAGCCAAGAAAGGAUUGUUUGCUAUUGGUAACCUACAACUCUUGUCUGCACAAAGCAAGCUUUGGAAGAAAAUUGUUGAAACAGCCACCAUUGAAGAAACAAUUGGUCGUGGUCUACCAAUAUGCUGUCAUAACCACCCAGAUGUUCACGAAACUGCGAGUUCUGAAAAGGAUUUCCUGAAAUUUCCAGAAGGAGGUUGCGGGCGGCCAUGUGAGUUCCUGCUGACGUGUGGACAUGUUUGCGGCAUGGUGUGUCAUGGGUACGAUCUUAAGCACAUCGUCUACAAAUGCAAGAAGCCGUGCGCUAGAGCGUGCCCCGAUGGACAUCCCUGUAAGCAAAUGUGCUCUGCAAAGUGUGUUUGUCACGUGUUGGUACUAAAGCGUAUUUUGCAUUGUGGCCACAAAGACAAGGUCCCGUGCCACAUCCCAGCAGACAAAGCUGUAUGCUCAUUGACCUGCACUAACGUAUUAGACUGUGGGCAUCCAUGUACUGGGGCUUGCGGUCAAUGUAGGAUUAACCGUGUGCACGAUAAAUGUGUUGCUGAAGUUGAGCACCAGUGGCCAUGCGGACAUAGAGAAAAUGUCCCUUGCUACACAACAAAACUGAAGAACUGCUGCAAGCAGGUUUGUGGAGCAAAACGUGAGUGUGGUCAUGCAUGUGAUGGAGUCUGUGGUCAGUGCUCGUUAAGAGGAAAGCACGAUGAAUGUCAUGUCAAGGUUCAGCACAUAUGGCCAUGUGGUCACAAAGAAACUGUACUUUGUAACACAACUAAGUCCAUCUUUGGCUGUAGGCAGGUUUGUGGGGCAAAUCGUGCUUGUGGCCAUUCAUGUCUUGGAAAAUGUGGUCAAUGCACGUUAGGAGGAAUGCACAAUGAGUGUCAUGUCAAGGUUCAGCACACAUGGCCAUGUGGUCACAAAGAAAAUGUACUUUGUUACAAAACACAGUCCAGAUAUGCCUGUAUGCAGGUUUGUGGGACAAAACUUACGUGUGCUCAUUUAUGUUCUGGAAUUUGUGGCCAAUGCAAGUUACGAGGAAAACACGAUGAGUGUCAUGAACAGGUUUCGCACCAAUGGCCAUGUGGACAUAAAGAGCAGAUACUUUGCUACACGAAAACAUUAAACUAUCACUGCAAGCAAACUUGUGCUGCAAAACGUGACUGUGGCCAUGUGUGUCCUGGAGUAUGUGGUCAGUGCCAGUCAUCAGGGAAGCACAAUGACUGUUAUGUUCCAGUUAAGCAUCAAUGGCCUUGUGGGCAUACAAGUGAAGGACCUUGCUACGCAGUUCGAAUGAAGUCAGGCGUAUUUUCAAAGCCUAGCUGUACCUGCAAACAGAAGCAUUCUCAUUUGACUGAGAGAAACAUUCUAGGAGUUUUGCCCAAACCUGACAACUCAAAACAUCCUGCCGGGACACCGAUCCUAAAGUUUGAUGAACAUACUCG